Rhizoctonia solani is the source of this 2334-nucleotide messenger RNA. RefSeq lists its product as uncharacterized. Lineage: Eukaryota; Fungi; Basidiomycota; Agaricomycetes; Cantharellales; Ceratobasidiaceae. The record is from RefSeq and is a predicted model, not a curated record. Bases 1 to 2334 code for a protein of 777 amino acids. The transcript has 16 exons.
AUGAUUCAAGGCUACAUUGAUCAUAAAGAAGUUCAUAUGUCUUCAAUGGAUAUUGAUCAAGCCACUUGGGAGCAAUUCAAAGCAUUCCUGGCAAUGGAAGUGGCCAAUAAAGCCGGUAAAACUCACAAAGAUUCAGGUUGCGUUUCUAAGAGUGCACGGAGCCCUACAAUCAGGCGGUCCUUGGACCAUGUCAAAGUGACCAUAGAACAGGACAGAUACACAGGCGGCAACAUGAGCUCAACAAUUGGCCGCACUUUAGAGUCUGUUGAGUCUCUCCCAGACAAAACUCUCCCGUCUUCUCGUUUGCCCACCCCGGAUCCUAAGGAGAACAGGCCUUGGAGCUCCGAAAAUGACCCAGAAAAUAUGGAGACGCCUGAACUCAGCUCUACACAUAGUGGAACUCCACAUGCCUUUGCUCAACAGGAUCAGCGCAAGAAUCGCAGCAAGACCGCCUUGUCGAGCCGCUCCCCAAGUCCUCCACCAGCAAAUUCAACUGCCCACCCAUACGACGCAUGCCCCACCUCGUAUGAGACACGGCCCGGGAAACGCGGUGGCCGUGUCCACACUAUGAUUGAAGGCCAGCAACAAAUUGAACAAACCCCAAUAGAGCGUCUUGUCACUAGGAAGGCCAAGUACCGAUAUGUGCUUGAAAAUGGCCACCUAUUUGGCGACAAACAUGGGUGUUAUUUCAACCCAUACAGCAAGGCCCGCGUGAACGAACAGAACUGCAAGCGUAUCGAGAAGCCGCAGGGAUUCCAGGUUGGGCGCGGGGGACCAGGCUCAAAGCCUUGGUUUGAGUUAAUUGGACUACGUGAUGAUUAUGACAUGGCGCUGGAUGUUCAAGGAUCGGCCCGCAAGGCCCUUGUGUUAUACUGCCCUCAAACUCUUGACCUCAAGCCGGGUCAGAAAUUGACAUACAAGAAUUACGGUUCCCAGAAGCGAACCCAGAUCAACAAUUAUAUGUAUAAGCAUCAUAAGUUCCUAUAUCACUUUCGCGACGAGUCCGGUGAUGAUAGCUGGGCUAUUGAUGCUAUAUGCGCUGGCUAUCUUGCAUCAAACAGCGCAUACACCAGAUCCGGCAAAAAUGCUAAAGCUGCGCUGUUCCUGAAGCGCAAUGCCUCUGAUCCCAACAGCAAGGGUUCAGAUGAGGAUUCAGAUAUAGGGGGUGAAGACCGGGGCAGAGACAAGGAUGAAAGUGGCGAGGAGGAUGACUACAACCUCAAUGCCCGUCGCUACAACAACACUCAAACAGCCUCAAAACCCCAACCAGCAUCCCGCUCCUUGAAACGACCCCACCCCAGCUAUGGUACCACCCGACCUACGAAAAAAGCAAGGCACUUAACGCGUGAUGAAGGCGAUGAUGAAGACGACGAUGAAGACGACAAGGAUCGGCCGUCUAGCCAACCCCCAACCCUGCCUCCUAAGCCAACCGCCGCCAAUAUUCGCAAGGCCAACAAGGUUGUUGAAAGGGAGCAAGCCCGCGACAAGGCUCUUGGCGCUUCUCGGGACCGGGCAGGGGCCAAGGCCACAGCUGAUCCCUUGGGUCCCGGGAAGGGAAAGGGAAAGGAGUGCGAGGGCCGUCCUCUCAUUCCAAGGCCCAAACCUAUUCGCCGCAAGGAAGCCAAUAUGGAGGACGACGACGAGGACAACGAGGAUAACGAGCCCGUCCGACGAAUCUCCAAGUCGAUUCGCCGUGUGAAUUCCACGCUCAGCUCGUCUGACGCCGAUCCCAAGCCUGUGCGACAGUCGGCCCGACAAGUUCCCAAAUCAAUUCGCCGGGUCGACUCCACCCCCAGCUCAUCUGACGCCGAUCCCGAGCCUGUGGCGGAGCCCGAGAAGGGUACCAGUUCCCGUACAAAGGAUGUAAAGGCCGCAGAGAAGGACAUGGUAAAGAGUCGAAAAAAUGUACUUCCGCCCAUUGAAGAGGAUGACGAGCGCCCCAAAACAAUUCGACGCCCGAAACCAAAGAAAACCCUGCAGGAACCCAAGGAAGUUAGCAACGAUGAGGGCGAGGGAGAAAGAGAAGAGCCCCAAUCAAGGAAGAAAAGGCGCUUGGCUCCCGAACAACUGGAGGACGAAGCGGAAGAGCUUGAGCCCCUCCCCCCUUCCCUGAUCCCUCAAAUCACUAAGGAACUUGCAGAAAGCCGGAAGCAGAAGACUGCCAAGCCUUUAGCCAAUGGACCCAAGGCCAGUUCGUCGAAUAAGGUGACCACACAAUCAACCGGUGAGACCGCUCAGGAACUUAUCAAUACGGGGAAGGCUCGUGCCGUUGGAACACUAAAGAUCAAGCUUCCAGUACCACCUUCGGACCGCAGCCUCCGCAAGCGCACCUAG